AUGUUUGAAGCAACUUUUGCUAAAGCAUUAUUGUUUAAACAUGUCAUUGAAGCAACAAGAGAGCUUGUUGCUGAUAUUAACAUUAAGUUUACAAGAUCUGACAUUAACUUUACAAGCAUGGAUUCAUUACACAUCACACUCAUCUCUGUUUAUCUUAAUAAAGAAAGGUUCAAAAGACAUCUCUAA
Molecule: messenger RNA, 186 nt
Organism: Cetraspora pellucida
Lineage: Eukaryota; Fungi; Glomeromycota; Glomeromycetes; Diversisporales; Gigasporaceae
Source: the annotation of a GenBank genome assembly